This is a messenger RNA of Dictyostelium purpureum, 1776 nucleotides long. RefSeq lists its product as uncharacterized. Gene Ontology annotation, biological process: mRNA cis splicing, via spliceosome. Lineage: Eukaryota; Evosea; Eumycetozoa; Dictyosteliales; Dictyosteliaceae. Gene Ontology annotation, cellular component: U1 snRNP; U2-type prespliceosome. The coding region runs from base 1 to 1776 and encodes 591 amino acids. The transcript has 3 exons. The record is from RefSeq and is a predicted model, not a curated record. Gene Ontology annotation, molecular function: protein binding; RNA binding.
AUGUCGACUGCAUCGAUCAAUGAUUGGCAAGAAGCAGUUUCAGCAGAUGGGAAAAAGUUUUUUUAUCAUAAGGCAACCAGAAUCAGUGUUUGGGAAAUUCCUGACGAUUUUAAACCACCAUCAAAUAACUCAACAAUUGAAAAUUCAGAUUGGAAAGAAUAUAAGACUGAAAAAGGCCAAAAAUAUUAUUAUAAUACAGUAACAGGUGUUAGACAAUGGGAUAUUCCUGCUGAGCUUCAAAAUUUACAACAAUCAAAACCAAUACCAUCAUCACCAAUAAACAAUACUCCUAAUAAUCCUAAUGGUAACAGCAACAAUAAUAGUACCUCACCAACAUCAAAUAAAGUAACUGAAAAUAUUCAACCUAAAGAAGAUCCAAUUCAAAUAUUUAAAAAUUUAUUAACUGAUAAUUCAAUUAGUUCAAUAUGUACAUUCGAAAAAGCACUAAAGCAAAUUGUAAACGACGAAAGAUAUCAAUCAUUAAAGACGAUGAGUGAAAGAAAGCAAGCAUUUUUAGAUUAUCAAAUCGAUAGAAAGAAAUUUGAACAAGAAGAAAAAAGAAAGAAGGAAAGAAAAAUUAAAGAUGAUUUUAUUCAACUAUUACGUGAUAGCAAAGAGGUAACACCGUUAAUGUCAUGGAGAAGAGCAUCACUAUAUUUUGAAGGUGAGCCACGUUGGGAAGCUGUUGAAGUCGAAAGAGAAAGAGAAACUAUAUUUCAUGAGUAUAUUAUGGAAUUAGAAAAAAAAGAGAAGGAACAAUUGUUAAUAAAUAAAAAGGACCAAAUGAAAUUACUCCGUCAAAAAUUAGAAACCGAUUCAUCAAUCACCGUUUUUACUCAAUGGCGUAAAGUUAGAGAGCAGUAUGAAAAAGAUGAUAUUUUUCAAAUUUUAGAUCAAUUCGAUUUUCUUACAGUAUUUGAAAGUUAUAUCCGUGACUUAGAAAAACGUUUAGAUGACCAAAAAAGAGUAGAAAAAGAAAAAAUCAAAAGAGAGUGUAGAAAAAAUAGAGAUAUGUUUAGAGAAUUUUUAAAUGAAAAAUAUUUAGGCGGUGAAAUUCAUGCACUCACAAAAUGGAAGAAUUUUAAAGAGAAAUAUGAAAAUGAACCAGCUUAUAUAGGUUUAAGUCAAAGAACACUUGGAUCAACACCAUUGGAAUUAUUUUCAGAUUUUAGAGAAGAGUUAGAAACGAAAUAUGAAAAUGAUUAUAAAAAAUUAAAAGAGAUUUAUAAAGAAACUGAGUUUAAAUAUACACCAGAAACAACUGUGGAAUUAUUAAAAACAGCAUUUUCUAAACAUCAAAAUUUUAAGCAAAUUUCUGAAUUUAAUUUUUUGCCAUAUCUUGAAUAUUUAAAAUAUAAAGAGGAAACUAAAGAAAAAAAUUUAGCAAAGAAAAGAGUUUCACAUUUUAAACAACUUUUAUCAGAUACAAAAACAAUUUCAAAAUCAUCGACAUGGGAUGAAGUCAAACCUACUUUGGAGACUAAAAAGGAAUUUAUCGAAUUAGAAGAGCCUGAUCGUCUUAAUAUCUUUAACUCAUAUAUCGAGUAUUUGGUAAAAAAAGCUCAAGAAGAAGAGGAAGGUAACGAAGAAGGAGAGUUAAUUUUAUCACCAAAGAAAUCAGGUGGUCAUGAUUCAUCAAAGAAAAGAAGAUCAUAUAGUGGCGAGGGUGAUGAAGACCGUUAUUACGAAAGAGAUACCCAUAGGGAAAGGGACCGUGAUAGAGAUAGAGACCGUGACAGAGAUAGAGGAAGAUCUUAUAAAAAAGAGAAAAGAUAA